Oppiella nova is the source of this 1443-nucleotide messenger RNA. NCBI's taxonomy places the organism in Eukaryota, Metazoa, Arthropoda, Arachnida, Sarcoptiformes, Oppiidae. The record is from the annotation of a GenBank genome assembly.
AUGAGUUUCCUUUCGGCCGUCAGACUUAUAGGACCAGCCCUGGGAUACCUACUGUCCUCCCUAUAUGAUCCAGAGCCCACUGACCCUCGUUAUGUGGGAGCAUGGUGGAUUGGAUUUUUAAUAACGGGUACAACGCUAACCAUUGCAACACUUCCGAUGUUUUUAUUCCCUAAAGAACUCAAGAAGACAAUUGAAAACAUGGGAAAGUUAGCUGCCCUCAAACGUAUGGUCAGUAACCCAUUCCUAAUGUUACAUAUGUUGGGCGAUACACUACGAUAUAUGGGAACAUCCGGGUUCUUUAUGUUCAAGGCCAAGUACGUUGAGUCCCAUUUCCGAGUGUCCAGUUCCAGUGCCAGCCUAUUGACGGGAACCUCAUCUAUAUUUCCGAUGGCUAUAGGGUGUUUGUUAGGCGGGGCGAUGAUUAGCAGGUUUAAACCGCGACCCCGCACCCUGGUCACCUUUAUAUUUUUGGUGGGAAUAUUCUCGGCCGCAGGUGUGUUCACCGCUAUGUUUAUGUCGUGCCCGUCCCUACACAUGGGACCUAUACUUUUGCAAAAUGGUUCAAUGACUAAGAACUGUAAUCAGGGUUGUGAUUGUACUACCAGUGUAUUCACACCGGUAUGCUCGGCAGACCAGUCCACCACAUAUUUCUCACCAUGUUUUGCUGGAUGUCAUCAAAUGGACAAAAAUAACAAUACAUUAUCGGAGUGUUCAUGUAUUAGACAGUUAGAAGGAAUGCCUACAACUGGUUACUGCAAAAAGGAUGUUAAUAACUGCGACCAUAAACUAUACCCAUACCUAAUUGCGCUAACCAUUGGACAAAUAAUAUCGUCCACCGCAUGGACGGGUAGUAUGUUAUUCACUAUUAGGAGUGUCGAUGAGGAUGAUAAGAGCCUUGCGUACGGCAUCACCCUCUCAUUUAUGGCCCUUUUUGGUUUCAUUCCGUAUCCGAUAAUAUUCGGUGCAAUCACAGACUCGGCGUGUUUAGUGUGGGAGAGUAAGUGUGGUAAGAGGGGUAACUGUUGGAUAUAUGAUCAGGACAAGUUUAGGUAUCGGUUUCACGGGACUGCCGUUGCGUUUAUGACUGUUGGCUCACUCAUAGACUUCGGGAAGAUUUUUCUGACCAAAUAUAUUAAAGACUUUUAUGACGACCCCGUCGCUGAUGAUAGUAAUGAACCCACAAAUACUAGUAAAGAAAAUAAUAUAAUUAUGACUACAACUACCCAUUUGGAAAGGUCGGACAAUGCUGACGAUGAUGACCCAUACCUCAACACGUGUGGUAUGGGCUCGUGGCGACCCAAAUGGCUACAGGUGUUCGUGAGCCCCACCUAUUUUAUCAUCAAUUUCGCAGUGAUCGGUAUAAUACAGAACUUUACCGCAACUUAUUUCAUCGCAUCCAUGAGUACUCUGGAGAAGCGGUUUGCCUUCGACUCCAAGAUAUCG